AUGCCUUCACCCACUUCAGGUCGCAAGCGCGGCCAUGAUCAGAUUGAGGGCCAGGAGCCUGAAGAGAAGAGCCCGAGUCCUGAAGCACCAGACACACCCACCCCGACGCGUCAAUCUCUAUUUGCGCUUUCAAGAGAUCAGAUACCAGCCUUUGCGCCAGCCAAACUGGCUGUCAAGCGACCAAAGACCGUUGUGGACAAAUAUGAUGCUUUGGAAGGGAUCUACCGCGCCUGGUUCUUGGUUUAUCCAGACCGCAAAGGCGAUGAAGAAUGCAUUAAGGUUCUCUUCCCGACCGGACUACCAUCUCAAGAGACCGUUCGCGAAUGCUACAAGCGCUUCAAGUACCAUUCCGAUAACUGGUAUCGAGAGACCAAGAAGAACAUGAGUGCCCAAGUCAGAACCGCUCUCGCCGAUACCUCGCUGCUCAGAAAUCAGAAAGACCAAUUAACCCUGGUUGAACACUUCGCCAAUAUCUAUUCGGUUGCCAAUUUCGAGCUGGGCUUUAGGUGGUGCAGCAAGUUCAACAUCCAGCAGUCCCCUGUUCUGGUUCAGGAAUAUGCAAAAUACCUGUACACCAACUUCGCCGCCGUCAUCAAGUUGAACAUUGAUUGGCAAGAGAACCCCGACUCGGAUAAGUAUGACGAUUACGGUGACGAAUGGCUGAAGGCCUUUUGGAAGACGUUCGCCUACUCAAAAGACUUCGACUCAAUUCAGCCAGACCACAUUGUCGUGCGAGCGAAGUCAGCCAACAGAUCUCCCGCAAAAGAGAAGAGGGUCUUCAAUAUUGCGCUGCCGGAUGCCAAUCCCAAUAUCAGGUUGAAGGAUGGUCGCGCUGGGCAGCCUGUGGAAGAGCGUGCCGAUUGA
Molecule: messenger RNA, 864 nt
Organism: Alternaria infectoria
Lineage: Eukaryota; Fungi; Ascomycota; Dothideomycetes; Pleosporales; Pleosporaceae
Exons: 4
Coding region: 1-864 (287 amino acids)
Source: RefSeq, a predicted model, not a curated record